Molecule: messenger RNA, 1980 nt
Organism: Pochonia chlamydosporia 170
Lineage: Eukaryota; Fungi; Ascomycota; Sordariomycetes; Hypocreales; Clavicipitaceae
Product: zinc c2h2 type domain-containing protein
Exons: 1
Coding region: 1-1980 (659 amino acids)
Biological process (GO): regulation of transcription by RNA polymerase II; DNA-templated transcription
Cellular component (GO): chromatin
Molecular function (GO): DNA-binding transcription factor activity, RNA polymerase II-specific; zinc ion binding; RNA polymerase II cis-regulatory region sequence-specific DNA binding
Source: RefSeq, a predicted model, not a curated record
AUGGUGGCAUUUCAAAAUGUGGGAUACGGGACUGACGACCAAAUGGCGCAGCACAACUUUGCAGCGUGGUUGUUUGAUCCCCAAACUACAUACAACGACUUCAGCGUUGCGAGCUUACCGUUCCUCGAAGGUGGAUUAGAAUCCACCUUUAACAACAAUAUCCAUUAUGACUACGAGUCCCUCAAUAGCCUGUCUCCAAUGGACCAUACGAACCGCCAUGGCGACGUGCCGGAUGACUGGAUGACAGAAUCACGGCGGCAAGAUUUACUGUACUGGUUCCAGCUUUUUCGGAAGAAGCAACCCAGAUAUGACAAUUUGAUGCCAAACCUGGUGCAGGAAAGCGGCGGCGACUUACCGGCCCUCAACCUGGACAUGAUCCGUGACUGCUUGAAGGAGUUUUGGGAUAAUGUCUCGCCGCGGCUGCCUAUUGUUCACCAACAUACGUUUUCUCCAAACCGGUGUUCGAUCUUCUUACUACUGGUCAUGAUUUCUCUAGGUGCUGCAUCUCUCAAAAGUCGAGAUACCACCGGUCAACUGACAGAGUACGGGGCAUUUGCCGAUGUCAUCAUCUGCAGCGUACGAUGGGAAAUCCUGACAUCGGACGACUCUGCACCUCCGGCCGCUCUUUGGGUUGCCCAGGCAUUGUUACUUUUGGAAUUUUACGAAAAGCUCUAUACUACUCGACGAUUACACGAAAGAGCGCACAUUUAUCACCCCGCGUUUUUGACAUUACUUCGUCGAGGGAGCCCCUUAAUAGGUAGAACUGGAAGCGAAUCCCCUGGAGAACCCGAGGAUAUCCGUUCAGAUCGACCUACGCCCGCACCAGGGAUGGUACUCGACUCAAAAACAUGGUGGGUUCGAUGGGCAGAAACCGAGUCGAUGCAUCGGGUCGUCUUUGCCGCCUUCAUGCUGGACAUUAUUCACGCCGCCAUGUUCGGCCACUCUGCUGACAUGGCGGCCCAUGAAAUCCGCCUCCCCUUACCGUGCGAUGACAACCUCUGGACGGCCAGCAGCCCAGACGUUGUUCGUCAACUUGACGCCAAUUUCCGCAUGUACGGCGUUAAACAAGUUUCCUUCCUCGACGGCCUCAAAUCCGCCCUCCACGGCAAAGAAGUCAAGACACAUUCCUUUGGCCGAAUGAUCAUCAUCUCUGGCCUCCUCAGCGUAGGCUGGCAUCUCUCUCACCGCGAAACACACCUAAAAUGGCUUGACCUCCGCGGUCCGUCCCCCGAAACACACGAUAACUGGCGAAAACUGCUCCUCAAGGCAUUCGGCAGCUGGAAAGAAUCCUUCGAUAUUGCCAUGUCCGACUCGGUCACUGACGCGCCGGGCCAUCGGCCGGUACCCAACGGCCCCAUCAACAGUGCCUCGUUACUUUUCCAUCUCGCGCAUAUCAGUCUACAUGCCGACAUCAUCGACUGCCAAGUGUACGCAGGUGCUCGGCGACUUCUCGGACGCAAGGUCUCAACGAGAGACUACACCAACGCCGUAAAGCGCAUGGGGACAUGGGCAAAACAAACAUCUACACGUCACGCCAUCUUACACGCAUUCAAACUGCUCUACCGUGUGCUCGUGGAUCCCCACCCCCGACGGCGAAACUCUCCGCACCCCCCGGACUCUCCGGCAGUCCAAUACUCCCUUCGAAAUGAGACGGAUCCCCAUCGUCCCUGGAUCAUGUAUUAUUCAGUCUUGGCGAUCUGGGCAUUCGUCCAGGCUGUAGGGCGGCCGCCUGGCAAGGGGUUUCCGUUGCGAGCGUCGCAAAUGACACAGAGUACGUAUGCUCGCAUGGCGGAGUACUUGUCUGGAGUGGCAGCCUUGCAGGAGCUGGAUGGGACGACGGUGGCGAAUCUGCAUGAAGGACUGCCGGAGUUGUUGGAGACGAUGGAAGGGAUUUUGGAGGAGGCGGAUACGGAAAUCUUGGUGGAAGCGAGGGAUAGGUUGGGAGUCUGCAAGGAGAUGCUGCUAGGAGGAUCGAGAUGA